Penicillium antarcticum is the source of this 426-nucleotide messenger RNA. RefSeq names its product 40S ribosomal protein eS17. The record is from RefSeq and is a predicted model, not a curated record. Gene Ontology annotation, cellular component: ribosome. The transcript is spliced from 3 exons. NCBI's taxonomy places the organism in Eukaryota, Fungi, Ascomycota, Eurotiomycetes, Eurotiales, Aspergillaceae. Bases 1 to 426 code for a protein of 141 amino acids. Gene Ontology annotation, biological process: translation. Gene Ontology annotation, molecular function: structural constituent of ribosome.
AUGGGUCGCGUCCGUACCAAGACAGUCAAGCGCUCCGCUAAGGUCAUCAUCGAGCGUUACUACCCCAAGUUGACCCUCGACUUCGAGACCAACAAGCGCAUUUGCGAUGAGAUCGCCAUCAUUGCUUCCAAGCGUCUUCGCAACAAGAUUGCUGGUUACACCACCCACCUAAUGAAGCGUAUCCAGCGUGGUCCCGUCCGCGGUAUCUCCUUCAAGCUCCAGGAGGAGGAGCGUGAGCGCAAGGACCAGUACGUCCCCGAGGUCUCCGCUCUCGACGUCUCCCAGACCGAGUCCGGCCAGCUCGAUGUCGAUGCCGACACCAAGGACCUCCUCAAGUCCCUCGGCUUCGACAACCUCAAGGUCAACGUCGUCUCCGUCAGUCAGCAACAGCAGGCUGAGCGUCCCCGUCGCUUCGGUCCCCGCUAA